AUGCAUAAUCAACUUAAAUUAGCAGACAACCCUGCAAGCGACGUAGAUGCAACCUCAUCAACCUCGGAGCAACAACCAUCAGAACCAUCAAAUAAUUCGACAUCUACUUCGUCACCCUCACCAACAGAAUCAAUAGAAUCAACUCUACCAGGCGUCAAACUACCAAAAACUUCAACACAAUGGUCAGAAGCAAAUGCCUACUUCCAACUGCAACAACAUACACUGCCAAACUACCACGACAUUGACGCAUUUGCAUAUACAUUUCAAAAAAUGAUUUACGACUACUUUGCCUUAAAUUAUGGCACCAUCAAACCUCAAACGAUCAACAACAACAACAAAAGUUCCAACAAAUCUAUUAAAGAAUUAAAAAAUAAAUUGAAGCAACUAAAAUUAUUGGGCCGCAACAACCAGGGCUUUGACAAUCUUAUCAGAUCAACAAGUAAAGAACUGCGAGCCAAACUGUUAUCAACAAAAACAUCAAAAUCUGGUAAGUCAUGUGGUAACAUCACGUCUCAACUGAAACGACGAUUCUGGUGGACAUGCAGAAGAAUAUUUGCCCAGACAGAAAAUUUGAAACCGUUGUUCAACGUCAGUGAUUGCACACAUUAUUUCAAACAAAUACUAUCAGAUGAUAACCAGAAAAAAUGCCAACUACCAAACUGGACUCAACAGCUACAAAAACCAUCAACACCCUGCAACACAAGCCCUCCAUCAUACCACGAAAUAUCUACAAUAGUUCGCAAGUUCAAAGCUAAAUCAUCACCUUGUCCACUCGAUCAAAUCUCGAUAAUUUCAUUUUAA
Helobdella robusta is the source of this 801-nucleotide messenger RNA. RefSeq lists its product as hypothetical. The record is from RefSeq and is a predicted model, not a curated record. The coding region runs from base 1 to 801 and encodes 266 amino acids. Lineage: Eukaryota; Metazoa; Annelida; Clitellata; Rhynchobdellida; Glossiphoniidae. The transcript has a single exon.